Porites evermanni is the source of this 13215-nucleotide messenger RNA. The record is from the annotation of a GenBank genome assembly. Lineage: Eukaryota; Metazoa; Cnidaria; Anthozoa; Scleractinia; Poritidae.
AUUUUUGUAGGUGGAUGCCGACGGGUCCAGUUUAUACCCUCAGAAAGUGGAUAUUAUUUCAAGGACCACGUGUUCCUAAAUCUUUCCAUUGGAAUUCACGCAUCGUGCGAGCAUCGAUGCGUCAUGGAGGGUGAAUGUGUAUCUAUCAAUGUUGGUCCACCAAUAAACGACAAAGUGAUAUGUGAGUUAAGUAACUCUGAUCAUUGGCAUCACCCUAAAGAUCUUCAACCAAGACACGGCUGGACAUAUAGAGGAGCAGAGGUAAUUGAGUUCAAGGUCGUGUCGUGCUGUUUUUGCUAGCACGUGUGGUGAUAUUUUAAAAGCCGAAGGCUGAGGCAAAAAAUUGGCCACUUCCGAGUUCCAAAAACCCUCACUUUCAAAAUGAGGCCAAAUGCACAACCUUUCUAAGGGACAAUGAGUUAUUUUUGCAUGAGAAUGAAAAAUCAUUUCCAUAUCAAAGUUGAUACAGAGCCCUCGUUUUUAUACAGAGGCCUAGGGGAACUCGGAAAUGGCCUAUUCAUUUUGAUCUAGGAGACAUUGGCAAAUAACGCUAUUUUGCGAUAAUCGAGUUCAAUAACUGUUUUAUCAUUCGAUCACCAAAUUUGUUUUUCAAUAUCUUCGGGAAGCGGAGCGAUCUACCAUUUUUCACGCAAGAGUGAUCGCAAGAAGGAGAAAACCGUGGUUUUGUUUACGCAUGUGAGCAGAAUAUCAUUUGUACCCCGGGUACCGGAGUUUUGUUAUCGCGUGCGACGAGAAGCUUCGUUGGUCGGAGGCCGACACGUCUUCGGCCGAAAUCGGAAACCGCGCAUGAAAAGCCUCUGGCAGCCAGGGUAUAUUAUUUGCAAAGCAAACACCGUUAGACGACAUUGCGCAUGAGCAGACCAUCAUUUGUAGGCAGUUAUUUGUAGGUCACGUGCUGGGCUUUCGGCCAAUGAAAAGGAGGAAAAUUUCCAUCCAAUGAUAAUAAGUUUAACGAUUAUUAAAGGGGCUAUGCCAAGCCAUUUGCUAUCUCUUUAAAAAGCUCAAACUUUUUUUCACUUCUACUGAAUUCAUAAAAAAAUGCAUCGCCAGAUUACUAUAAUUAGGGAGCUUAAGCAACAACCACGGCGACGGCUACGAAAACGUCACUUAAAAAGUGAAAUGGCGUUUCCUCACACUUUAUCGCGCUUCUUCCAUCUGGUCUAAUCCGUCAAAUGUUGGCAAAUGUUUUUGGAGUUGAAUUCUAAAGGACUGCAUCAAAGUUCAAGAAAAAAAGUUGUUGUCUUGUGUUCCCGUUCUCGAUAAAACGUGACUUAAUAAGGCAUUUUCAUGUUGUAGUCGGCUAAAAAAUGUUCAAAACUGAAAGAGUGAUGCGUGUGCAAAGUUGCUGUUUUGCUGAUAUAAACAAUUAUUCACUGAAGUGGAGGUGGUGAGUGGUGGUAAAUGUCCCUCACUGGCCGCUGACACUGAGGUGAAUAAUUGUUUUAGUAUAUACGAAAGCAGUGAGAUCAUUAAGCACAAAAUUAAAAUGAUGGAUUUUUUAAAAACUCAUUUACUGCUGCCAACGACAAAAUUUGGCACGCAAAUGUCAUUUUUCCUUGCCGACAAAUUACACUUUUCAAGGCACUUGUUUAGCUAUUAUGGGAAAAUUUCUUUAAAAGGAUUUAUGAAUUCUUUUUGUAUUUGAAACCAUUCUGUAAAGAACUAAUAAAUUUAGUUUUAAGAUUACUUAUGAACAUGUCAGCUAAAUAAAAUAACCCAAGCUUCCGAACCGAAUUUCGUCAAUUUCCGGAGGGGCCCUUUAAUGGAGGUUCUAUUGUGCGUUACGAGUUUGGGGGGCUUUUGGAGGGGCUUAUACAUGGUACUUAUUUUCGGAAUUUUACCGUAUCCUUAUGACAUAGUUGGUCAAGCGUUCUUUUGCCCAGUUGUUUUAAACCCAGGCAGAAACACCAAACAGGAUCUCAGCAAAAACUGGUCAGAAGAUUAUGCUGCAAAGCAGCUGCGGGACAGACCUCACCUUAGCUCAAAUAAUCGCGCCAUUAGGCGGAGACAUUAAUCGGUUGCCUUGUCUCCUUCUUCCUUCCGGCAGGCGACAAAAAAACAGAACGCACACUGCAGCCCCCCAGACAAACCUUCUAAGGGCUUCGUCACGCGUUUCUUCCCUACACGACGAACGCUUGUCGAAGCCAAAGGGAAGUCUGCGUGGGUGGCUAAACACUGCUCUUUCAGCCUGAAAAGCACCGGGCUCGCAAAGCCGGCGGUGAUGCAAGUUGUGUGGUAUUCCUACAAUAACAAUCUAUCUCCAAGACAUUUUGGCUUUGUUACUUCUCUUUUCUCUCUCGUUGGAGCCAAUUCACAACUGAAUUCAUUGCUACCCUAAGAGAAAACGUGUUCUCUUCUCACAGAAUCUAUGCUGCAGCAAUCCUUGCUGGAACAACGCCAAAUGUCUCCUUGGGUUUACUGACAAGAAGUAUCUUUGUGUAUGUACAUCGGGAUACACAGGAGAGCACUGUGAAACAGGUAUAGUGGAGAAACUGAUUGUGACAGGUCAUAUUGCUGGUAACAAUAUGCAAUGAAUAACAAAGCCUUUAAACACCCCACUGAAGGGGAAACAAAAACAGGCUAAUCAGUUUGUAGGGUGGGAAUUUUAACAUUUAACCUCGCCUGUUGAUUCUUCUAGUAAAUAUAACAACGACAGCAAUGAUUUCCAAUAAAAUGCAAGUUGCACGAAGGCGCAGGUCAAAACAAUAACAACUAGCUUCCAAGGUUAACUGGAAAAGCUUGAUGUGCCCCCGUAUAAAUUACCUUUUGUGUCCUUUUGAUUUGAUAAACUGAACGGCGUCAAGCAGCGGAGGCCAUGAUUGCCUCCAAACUGUAAUUUGUACAAAAACCCUUCCGGUAUUGAAAUUACGGACCGCAUCAGCAAUGGUUCACAGGUAACGACCAAGUGUGCAAUCAACAACACGUUUACUUUGAUGUAAAAAGUAUCAGAUUAACUUUUUUGCUCUUCAUAUGAUUUAGAUAUCGAUGAAUGCAACAUCGGAAGCCAUGAUUGCCAUCAAAAUGCAAAAUGUAUAAAUACCCCUGGACAUUUUAAUUGCAGCUGUCAAACAGGAUUCACAGGAAAUGGUCGUCUGUGUCAGGAUAAAAAAAAACCUUUUAUUCCAUAAUCUGCUCUUUUGCCUCCAUCUUGAAACUACUGGAUUUAUUUUUUCCUUGUUUUCCUUCUGUUACUCGCCGAUCAGAUAUCGAUGAAUGCAGCAGCGGUAGCCAUGAUUGCCACCAAAAUGCAUUUUGCGUGAUGCCAAGAACGCGGAACAUUAUUUUUUACAAGUGGAGGGACUCCUAGUAACUUACGAGAAAAAGGCUGAAGAGACACUCGUCAUAGUUGUCUUUCCUUCGGAAAAAGUGAAGGGGAAGCUAACGCUUCAUUGGCGAUUUUACAACAACCGUCGACAAGAAAAAAUGAGCAUGUUAAGCAUUUCAGUAGCAAACUUUGUAAACCAUUAUUUACUCUAAACGGCCACUGAUCUGCGCGAUGGAAGAAAAAGGAAAAAUUCAUUUUCUUUUGUUUUUUGCUCCCUGUGUUAUUCAGAUAUCGAUGAAUGCAUCAACGGCAGCCAUGAUUGCCAUCAGCAUGCAAUUUGUGUAAAUGCCGCUGGACACUUUAAUUGCAGUUGUCAGGCAGGAUUCACAGGAAAUGGCCGCCUUUGUCAGGGUAACAGUAGCCCACGUUCGAUAUAUUAAAAUUCUUAUAUGACUCAGGGGCUUUCUGGUCAUUUUUCUUCAUUAGAUUUAGUUUUCUUUGUGCUUAAGGCCCUGUUUACAAGGAGGGAGGAUAACCCUGGUGCUAGGGUUGCUCUAGCAAGAGGGUUACCCUAGCACUCGCAUAUUUCUUCUUUUUUUUACACGACGUGUUUACAAGGUAGGUACGGUUACCCUAGCGCUAGGGUAACCCUACCUGAGUGCUAGGGUUACCCUGGCAAGAGGUUUACCCUACCUGCCUUGUAAACGCUCAGCUAGGGAUAACUCGCCUACCCGGGUAGUUCCGCCGUCAUGCAUGACCAGUAAUCGUACCAAUUUGAACGGUAUUAUCCAAUUUCUGAGCUUAAUUAUAAACAUCUGAAUAAUAAGUAGUUAUUUUCUGUCUACGAUGAUAGUAUUUUCCCUUUCUUCGUGAAUUUAACGUGUUUUCCAUAGAGAACUUCAACAUUAUUUCAAAUUUUGUACCGUUACAAAGAAUGCACGCAUGACGUAACACGUCAGCAAAGCUUGUAAAGUUGACCCGGGUGACAGGGUAACCCUACCUGUGAAAUUUGCUUGUAAACCAACCUCGUCCCCAGGGCGCUUUUCCCUGGCAUUGGAGGCCGCCAGACCUCCAAAGCCAGGGAAAAGCGCCCUGGGGACGAGGUUGCUUGUAAACCAGAGCUAACUUUAACCGGCUUGCUAGGGUAGCCCUAGCACAAGGGUAACCCUCUCUCCUUGUAAACAGGCCCUAAGUCUCUUAUGGGAAAUGCGAGACAAUGAAGUCGUGAAAUAUUUGCAAUUUUGACUCUAAAGCCUCGGAGUCGUGUCAGAAUUUUAAAAUAUCGAACAUGGGAUAAUGAAAUCUUGGAGUUGUUAUUUUUAGAAUCGACAAACCUACUCGUAUUACUUAAACCUCAAGGUCGUUUUUGGAUGUAUGCAUCACUUCCUCUACAUUCUGAUGUGAUACGGUUCGGUUUUUGUGAUCACGAUCGUCUAGUUUACUUGGUUCAAAAAUCCAACACAAUGAAAUAAAUUGGAAUUAGAAACUUCAGAAAAAUUCAGGAUUUGAGAUAAAAAAAAAUUAAAAAAAACCUGCGAACCUCUAAAUCUUAAAAAUGUCGUUGAUGCAAUGCGGAUCUGUUGGAAAAUAAUGUUUCUAGAAGUUUUGGAUAGAAACGCCCUAAUUCGAAAAAAGCCGGUCAGGAACAAACUAUCCAGUCUCCCCUAAGUAAAUAGUAAGAUUACGCAACAAAUGAGGGAGCGAGAUCGUCUAGCUAGGAUAAACGAUAAAGAGAACCGAGGAUAACAAUUGGUCUCUUAAAUUCGUAUAAACAUAACAACUUUCUUUAAUUUUCCAGACAUGUUUCGACGGUACAUCCGUCAUCUUCAGUGUUACAUAUUUUGAAAUCGCCGUUGAAUUUAAAGCGCCCGCGAUCUUAAAAAGUUCGUUACAUUGCAUUGCGUUGUCAAUAUUGCGUACUAAAACAAAAAACAUUAACCUGACUCUCUCCCUGUAAAGAACUAAGCGUCACUCAUUUAAUUUUUUUUUUUGUUUUAGUACGAAAUAUUGACAACUCAAUGUAACGAACUUUGUUAGAUCGCGCGCUUUAAAUUCAACGGCGAUUUCAAAAUAUGUAACACUGAAGAUGACGGAUGUACCGUCGAAUUAUGUCUGGAAAAUUAAAGAAAGUUGUCAUGUUUAUACGACUAUCUAUAUUGUUGCAGCUGUCUAGACAAAAUGAAAUUAUUAUGCUAGAAUCAACUUAAAAAUGAGCGUGGCGAUCCAAAGCAAGCGUGAAGAAUUAUCAAUAGCAUUCCCGGGCGUAAUAAUCAACAGCUUGUCUCUCUGAGGCAUGAUACUGUCAGUGAAAUUGAGUUAGACAAACACACAGUUUCCAUCCCCUCAAUCCCCAGACUAUCAAAUAUCUUUACAGAAUUAAAGCCCAUAAACCAAUAGUAAUCGUAAUAUUGGAACUAAGCCAAAAAGAUUGCCCUUCCUCUGCCCAAAAGAGGGGUAAAGACGUGAAAUUGUGAGACCGUCACGUCAUUUAAAACUGAAAUCAAAUCCCAAUGGCCUUUGGGUCACUGCUGGAGAAUAUAUCUCAUUGGUAUUUUUUUAGAUAGCAUAUAUAAAAUUUAAGUCAGAUUCUGUUUAUUUCUUUUAGAAUAUUUAAUGGAUAGAAUAUAGUCUACAGUUUACAAUUUUCGUAGCGUUUAGUUUAGACUGUAUAAUUUGAUAUUUUGUCAUUAUUAUUUUAUUAGUUAUAUGUUUUGCACGCCCCUAAUGGAAACCCAGCUUUUGUUGAGUUAGGCUAGAAUGGCUACAUAAAGUUUAUCCUCACUCUCUUAUCUUAUCUUAUCUUAUAAAAUAAAAUACAAAUACCUUUAACUCAUAAUGUGGACGUUUAUCUUAAAACCAUCAGGUUUACAUUUUCUUGCUCUUUUCCCUAUGUCCGAUCCUAUGCUACUUAGAUACCGAUUAAUGCAACAACGGCAGCCACGAUUGCCACCAAAAUGCAACUUGUGUAAAUACAGCUGGACACUUUAAUUGCAAGUGUAAACCGGGUUUCACUGGAAACGGGCGAAAUUGUUCAGGUAAAGUUUUCUUUUUUACAUUUGUGGGAUGACUCAAGGAGCGUCCCCCGCUUCCACUUCCCGAGAAAGCUUGCUGACAGGGGAACGCGAAACAUUUUUCCAGUUGGAGGAACUAGUAGUAGACUAUGUUGAAACUUAACCUCAUUUUGGAUUUCCCUUGGAUUUCCCGCAUACUAGUUUGGAUUUCCUCCAUACUAAUUAAGUGCCUUCCUCCAUAUAUAAUGAAGUGGAUAGGUUUACUAAUAAGCGUCACUCUACAAAAUAGGAACAAUAGGCUUGCCUAGACUUGCCCGGGCUCUUUUAACCCCUAUUGGAUAGUAAACAAUCUAUUAUGUGUUUGAAAUAAAAGCGGGCUCUCCGUUCAGCAUAUUACUCUUGCAAUCGGUUUGCUAAGGAAAAAAGUCUUACUACCACCAAUAUUUUUGAAAACAUCGCUUCAAACAUGCAAGUCGAAUCGAGCGCUUCACCUGUGCUGACCGAAGAUAAAGCCAGUUCCUUACCCGGUCAGUUCUGCCCGUUUCAUCCCCGCUCAACGUUGGAAUUAAUAGAAAAAGCGCAAGGAUUUUUGCUAUGUGCACUGCCAUCUUGUGCAAACGCUCUAGAAUAAGAAGGUAACUGUUUAUCGUUUUCAAUCUCUUCACGUUCUUCAGGGGUGAUAACAUAACGUUGAAAAGGUACGUGUUUGCCUUCAAUGUGUCUUUCAUACAAAACCUUCAACACCCUGUAACUUUCGGGGUGAUGCCCGUCCUCUCUCGCGUACUUGUAGUAAGCCUGACGCAGUACAUCAUCUUUCUCUAAACAAAGUGUAGCAUCUGGGUUGUCUCGAGAGUCUUCUUUCAUUUUUUGGACAUAAAACUUGUACGAUUCCCAUACUUCAUGCAUCUAUUCUCUGUAUCUAAGCCCAUGAAAGAUGUUGGGACUUCCUAGACUGUUAAAACCGUUGUCACACAUUUCAAAGCCUUUGUCACAUUUGCGUGUAUGGCGCCGGUGUUGGAUAAAUGCUUUCUGUUUAACCUCUUGGCGAUGUUUUUCAAACUUCUCCUUUAUCUCCCCAUAAUGUUGGAGUCUUGUGACCCGUGGCUGAGGUGAAUACGAGAGCCGAUCCUUGAUACCAUGGCUGGUCUAUCCACAGGAAAAAUCUACACUCUUUUUUGUAGCAUGUCAGAAACAUUCGAUCCUGGCUCCAAGGCUGUUUACUUUUUCUCAAUGCUAGCUUGUUAGAACAAUCACAGACCAACUGAGCUGCAUAUUUUUUCACAUCAGAAUGUGUAUGAUUGCGCGAUCCACUCUAUGUCCUCUUUCCAAUCUGAAGCAGGGGCAAACAUAAAACACAUUUUCUCGGGGCACUACGCAUAGCAAAAUCCUUGCGCGUUUUCUACCAAUUCCAACUUUGAGCGGGGAUGAAACGGGCAGAACCAGGGCGAAUAAAUGUUGGGCGGUGGAACGAGCGCUCCCUCUUCAUUUAAUGUGUGAUACGGAGUAGGACUGGCACGAGCGCUCCUUCCGCGCUUCUGGUGCGCUUGAAGGCCGGCGAAAUUUUCGUUUUUGCAAACCGGAAAUCCUAAUUUCUUUCUGUAAUUUCAGGCUACAAUGUUAAAUAGAUAAGUUCGUUUCAUAACAAUAUCAAUAAACAGUUUCAUAUGUUUGUCUCUGUAUGCCUAUAAGUCAAACUUGUUGGUCGUAUAAUGCCAAAAUUUGAGUUUAAUUUGAAAGUGUUGAAUACCUCCUCCUUCCAUUAAAUAUCACCCAAUCGUCUUUAGCCGUUUCGUUUGCAAAAGCUUAACACUUCUUAACCUCAAUUUUUACAUAUGUUAAAGGAGGAUAAAUUUUAUAUAACAUAACAAAAAGUUAGAUUGAUAUAUUUUGAUAUAGUGGUGUGGUACUGCUUCAAACUUUGCUUCUCGGGUGCAACACGCCAUGGCGAUUCGCGCAAUGCGUCGCAAUUCCGGCAACCGCUCGUAAACAAAAUUUAUUGAGGUUAGUUGUAAGGUUUUUUCUCCGUUUUUCUCUCUAAAACAAAACAAGGUAACAGUAAAAACUGAGGGGAAACUAAUUUUGAAGUUUCGAAGAAACGGAAAGACGUAUGAGAUGUUUUUUUCAAAAUUAAAAAGAAGGAUGAUGGUCAUUGAAAUUUGCAUAAUUUCACCUUGCACGAGCUUCACGCAUUUAUAAAAUACACGUCAUCUAGUAAUGAAACACGAUCUGCUGUCUUUUAGUUUUGCCAUAGAUGACAUGGAUGAGAUUUUCCUCCGUGUUUUAGACAGAACUUAGUUGUUUUUGUUUGGAAUAACAUCGACGUUGGCGAGUAGUAGAACGAAAAUAUAAUUCAGUGGUAGAGUCAUGGAAGUAAUAAGAGAAACCCUUUGAAAGAGAUGUUUGUCUACUCCAAUUAACCCUUCCGCAAAAAAUUGCAACAUUUGUCUCUCGGAGACAGCGUACUAGCACAAAGGAACGAGGAAGAAGUGCAAGAAAACAAAUCAAACCGCCAUAAUUCAGUGACAGCGGCAGUGCCUAAUGGACAAACCACAUCGCAAGCCCUGACCGAAGUCGAAAACAAGCGACAUUUCUAAGCAGAGUCCCAGUCCACUGCAUCACACCUUUUUGCUCGGACGUGCUCGUUUCACCACCCAACCUUUAUCCGCCCUGGGCAGAACUGGCCGGGUAAGGAACUGGCUUUAUCUUCGGUCAGCACAGGUGAAGCGCUCGAUUCGACUUGCAUGUUUGAAGCGAUGUUUUAGAAAAUAUUGGUGGUAAUAAGACUUUUUUCCCUAGCAAACCGAUUGCAAGAGUAAUAUGCUGAACGGAGAGCCCGCUUUUAUUUUAAACAUAUAAUAGAUUGUUUACUAUCCAAUAGGGGUUAAAAGAGCCCGGGCAAGUCUAGGCAAGCCUAUUGUUCCUAUUGUAGUAGAGUGACGCUCAUUAGUAAACCUAUCCAGUUCAUUAUAUAUGGACGAAGGCACUUAAUUGGUAUGGAGGAAAUCCAAAUUAGUAUGCGGGAAAUCCAAGGGAAAUCCAAAAUGAGGUUAAGUUUCAACAUAGUCUACUACUUGUAUUUCAUCACGACGGCACGCGGGAAGCAAUUUCUUUGACGGAUUGAAAAAGUACUAUGGAGUAGGGAAGUGAUGGAGCGAAAACCACCCAUAUCUUUUUAAAGCAGAAGUAUUAAAAAUAUUCUUUAUAAAGCUAUCUAGAUAGGUUAAUUUUUUUAGUGAAAUAUUGAAAAAGGAAUGACCCGGAGAGAGGGGCCAGCUCUAUUAUUUUCAUGUGUUUGUCUGUGACUGAUUCAUCACUGCCAGUGUUACGUCACAUACUAACGGGCGAGUGCCAGUCGGGUCGCAUGUGCAAAUUUGAACGGGACACCGAAUUCAUUCGAACCAGAGAGGUCGGGGAAAAAAAUAAAAACCUAGGCAAAUAGACCAUAAGUGCAUGAGCUUUGUUGUUGCUUUUACAUCUGCUUGUGUAAACCGUCUUGGUAUGUGGUGUCCGUAAUUGUGUAAUUCUUUUUUUUUUAAAUUUGUGUCACGGCCGUGUUUACGGGACCAGCAAGUGCAUAAAAUUGGUAACGUCUAGAGUCUCCAGAAAAGGAGAUUCGAUUCAGAGGUCACACACGUUUAUAUUCCAUAUAUUCUUCGCUGAUUAAAUCGACCAUACUUCUAAUCAAUCCCUUCGAGUGUUGGCCUCUGUUUAUUUCUCAAUUCUCCAUCAAAUUCAGUACAGCUUGUUUGGUUGAUUUUCUACAACGAUCAGCCCUUUGAACCCGAAAUAACUCGCCUAUAAAAGUGACGGGAGUGCUCGAGUGAUUGAAAGCUUUUAAAACUUAAGCUUAAAUGCAAUCAUUGACAACCUUUUCUGAAAAGUAGAAAACUAGCGCGACAAAAUUCAGUGAAAAACGACAGAAUCUAGAUUCAGACAUCAAAAAUGGAAAAAAAACUACAAAUAGUGUAUAGCUGCCGUAAGGCGACUUCUUUUACCGAUCAGCGCAAACAAUAGACGAACAAGUUUAUUCCGAUUUGAGUACUGGAGGGUUACAACAAUAAGCAAGAUGGUAGACUAUUGACCCCAAAGACUCGACUGCCAUUAGGGCCGAUGUACCGUAAUUUGCUGUAUUUGAUGUGUUAAUUGAGUUCAGUAGGAAAAAAAUAAAAAUGUAAUUCACCGGCCUUGGUCGAUCCGUAUUUGGAGAAACUGCCCGAGGUCUUGAGUACCUACCUGGGCCGUAGGCCGAGGGAGGUACUCAGACCGUGGGCACAGUUUUUCCCAAUACGGAUCGACCAAGGCUGGUGAAUAACAUUUUUAUUUUUUUCCUACUGACAUUUAAAAGUUUCUGGAAAAUUUUACUUCAGCCUCCAACCUAUGUGCGUUGGAGUAGAACGCGUUCGUGUUGAUGAAGCGCGGGAUCGAUUGCAAACCAAAACAAAACAUACAACGUGAUUUUUAGCUUGUAAUUAAUAUCAUCACAAUUCAGCUCUGAGCUCUUUCAGAAUAAAGAAAGGCUUUUGUGUCUUGGUAGACAAUUCAUAAUCUGAGUGUCAAACAAAGACAAAAGAAUUUACGAACUUGAUAUUAAAAGCCACAGGAAAAAAAAAAACAGCAAAGAUUUUCUUCGCCUAAAUAAUUACUUUAUGAUGGAAACUGCACACGGCUUUAUAAAAGGAGCUAAUUACAGAUACCAAUAUUAAGGUUUUGACUAUAAAUAAAUAAAAAUUAUUAGCUUUAAAAAAGUAAAAUGAAAGCAACAAAAAGGAUUCCUAACCUAACUGGUAACUUCUUAAUCCUAACCUAACUUAACCUAACCCUAACCCCGGCCCUAACCCUAACUCGAGCUUUCCUUCCAUGAUUGCCACGAAAACCCUCCUCUUAAUGGUCAUGGGACUUGCAGGAAGUCAAAAUGGUGGGAGAGCGAAAAAUUGUCGAGUCCUGGCUCGAAGUCCUGGUUCGAGUCCUAGCUCGGUAUAUUGGCAUCCUCAUUGAAAGCUAUUAAAACUUAAGCUUAAAUGCAAUCAUUGACAACCUUUUCUGAAAAGUAGAAAACUAGCCAGACAAAAUUCAGUGGAAAACGACAGAAUCUAGAUUCCGACAUCAAAAAUGGAAAACAAAACUACAAAUAGUGUAUAGCUGCCGUAAGGCGACUUCUGUUACCGAUCAGCGCAAACAAUAGACGCACAAGUUUAUUCCGAUUGGAGUCCUCGAGAGUUUCAGCAAUAAGCAAGAUGGUAGUUUAUUGACCUCAAAGACAUGACUGACAUUAGGUCCGUUGUACCGUAAUUUGCUGUAUUUGAUGUGUUAAUUGAGUUGUGCUGUGUUGUGGUUUAAACUGAAACACAAGGUGAAAAUAAAACUUCAGAAAUACUGCGAGCGCAAAAGAAACACAGCAAAAAUGAAAUACAGCAAACGAAUGGACAACGCACUUACAUUGUUUUGGCGUAAAACUUCUGACCGUAAAAGAAAUACUCCUGAUAGGAAACUACUACUUAGUGCUCUUGAAGAAACAAUAGGGCCAUUUAUACGAGGAAAAAUAAGACCUGUCUUAAAUAAGACGCGAGCUGUACCAUUUAUACGAGCAUGUCUUAUCUAAUAAGACGCGUCUUAGCUAAGCCGCGUCUUAUUUUAGACGAAAUGUGCCGUUUAUAGGGAAAGUUCCCGUCUUAUGUAAGACGCGUCUUAUUUUUCCUCGUAUAAAUGGUCCUAAUGUUGAAAUAAAAGCUGAACUGAAAAUGCUAGAUGGAGCAAGGUCACCCAUGCACAUUGCGUUGAUUGUAGUGAAUCCUUUAUUAACCCACAAUCAUUUAUUUUUUCUUGCAAGACUGUUCACAAAAAUUUCACCACUUUGAAAAAAAACAAGAUCUUCCAACCAGAGGAGGGUCUGAUGUCGAACACUUCACUAUCAAUGGAAAUCGGUUUCUCGCCUUCGCAAACUUUUUUAGUGAUACCGAAAGAUAUAACACCGACUCUUUCAUCUACAAACGGAACGAUUCCACUGGAAUUUUUUUCCUAUAUCAGCCUUUAGGCACACAUGGAGGCAUUGACAUGGAAUAUUUUAAAAUUGGUGAUCAACAUUACCUGGCUGUCGCAAAUCAUUAUGAUGCAACUUCGUACCGACAGAAUUCAGUUAUUUACCAGUGGAGUCUGAGUCAGGAACAAUUCGUCGUCUUUCAAAGUAUUGAAACAUUUGGAGCACACAGCUUUGACUUCUUCGAAAUAACAAAUGGGCAGUUUCUUGCCAUUUCAAAUUAUUAUGAUGGGUCCUCGCACAGUAUCAACUCAUUCAUCUACAAAUGGAGCAGUAAUAAAUUUGAAAAGAUUCAAGACAUACCAACCGAGGGGGCUGUUAGUAGUGAGACCUUUGUAAUCAGCAAUGAAACUUUCAUUGCAUUUGCAAACCAUGGUACCACACAAAAGCAGUAUUCAGUUCAGUCAGCUGUGUUCAAGUGGUCAGGGCGGCAAUUUGUCAAUCUGCAGUCUUUUCAGACAUAUGGAGCCCUAGAUGUGAAGUCAUUCAGUGACAACGGUUCUACUUUUCUCGCGUUUGCAAACUACAGACACGGUGUGCAACACAAUAUCAAUUCUCCCAUUUACAAGUGGAAUGGCAGUAAUUUUGUUCUAUUUCAGUCCAUUCCCCCUCGUGGAGCAGCCAGCUUGCAUCCUUUUAUGAUGUGCGGUCAACGUUUUCUGGGUGUGGCUAGUUACUAUGAUGACGACAACGGGUACAACACCAUGUCAGUGGUAUAUCGAGUUUCUCAGGAACAGUUCAUUGAAUAUCAAGAAAUUCCAACCCAGGGAGCUUUUGGUAUAACGUCAUUUCAAAACAAAGGGCAUACUUACCUAGCAGUUGCAAAUCGUUUAACUAAUUCUAACAAACACAAUAUCAACAGUGCGCUGUAUAAGUGGGCCUAA